UAUAUGGACUACAAUGCAACCACUCCCCUGGACCCAGAUGUUAUCCAGGCCAUGACAGAGGCCAUGUGGGAGGCCUGGGGCAAUCCCAGCAGUUCUUACUCAGCAGGUAGAAGGGCCAAGGAUAUUAUAAAUGCCGCCCGGGAGAACCUCGCGAAGAUGAUAGGUGGAAAACCUCAGGAGAUAAUCUUCACUUCCGGGGGCACCGAGUCCAACAACCUGGUCAUCCACUCGGUGGUGAAGCACUUCCGGGAAAACCAGGCCACCAGGGAGAAUGCGGUGCAGCGCCAGCCCCCUGGUGAUGGGGCCAAGCCACACCUCAUCACCUGCACCGUGGAGCAUGACUCGAUCCGCCUGCCCCUGCAACACCUGGAGCGGGAAGGUGUGGCCGAGGUCACCUUUGUCCCGGUAUCUACGGUGAGCGGGCAGGCAGAAGUGGACGAUGUCUUGGCGUCCGUCCGGCCCACCACGUGCCUUGUGACCAUCAUGCUGGCCAACAAUGAGACCGGCGUCAUCAUGCGUAUUCCUGAAAUCAGCCGGCGCAUCAGAGCCCUGAACUCUGGGCGGGUGGCCUCAGGGCUGCCUGCAGUGCUGGUGCACACGGACGCAGCACAGGCCCUGGGGAAGCGGCGCGUGGACGUGCAGGACCUGGGGGUGGACUUCCUCACCAUCGUGGGCCACAAGUUCUAUGGCCCCAGGAUUGGGGCUCUCUAUGUACGAGGCCUGGGUGAGCAGACCCCCCUGUACCCCAUGCUGUUCGGAGGUGGACAAGAACGGAAUUUCAGGCCAGGGACGGAGAACACGCCGAUGAUCGCGGGCCUCGGGAAGGCCGCAGAGCUGGUGAGCGAGAACUGCGAGGUUUACGAAGCCCACAUGAGAGAGAUCAGAGAUUACCUGGAGGAGCAGCUGCAGGCUGCAUUUGGGAAGAGAACCUGCUUCAACAGCCACUUUCCAGGGACAGAGCGACUCCCUAACACCUGUAAUGUUUCCAUCCAGGGACCCCAGCUGCAAGGCCGCCUGGUGCUCGCCCAGUGCAGGACGCUGCUGGCCAGUGUGGGUGCCGCAUGCCACUCGGACCUCGGGGACCAGCCCUCCCCAGUGCUGCUGAGCUGUGGAGUCCCUGUUGACGUGGCCCGGAACGCCCUCCGGCUCAGCGUGGGGCGCAGCACCACCCGGGCAGAGGUGGACCUUGUGGUGGAGGACCUGAAGCGGGCUGUGGCCCGGCUGGACACCCCGAAGGCCGAGGCUGGCCCUCCACUGUGA
This is a messenger RNA of Elephantulus edwardii (Cape elephant shrew), 1260 nucleotides long. It is a transcript of the gene SCLY, whose product is annotated as selenocysteine lyase. The record is from RefSeq and is a predicted model, not a curated record. NCBI's taxonomy places the organism in Eukaryota, Metazoa, Chordata, Mammalia, Macroscelidea, Macroscelididae. Bases 4 to 1260 code for a protein of 418 amino acids. The transcript is spliced from 11 exons.